UGCCAGCGGCGAGGUCGGCGCGGUGGAGCCGGCUGCGUUGCGCCGCGAGCCCCUGUGGAGAGCUCGCCCUCCCCGCCGCGUCCACGGCCCCCGAGACGGAUUCCCGGAGACAUGUCGCCCGCGCUGUCGCAACCCGGUGCGCCGAAGAAAGCCCAGCAGGAUGAGAUCGAAGCCAUUCUCCGGAAAAGGAUUCUGGUGCUGGAUGGAGGGAUGGGGACCAUGAUUCAGCGGUACAAGCUCAGUGAAGAAAGCUUCCAAGGUCAAGAAUUUAAAGACCAUGCCAGGCCCCUGAAAGGCAACAAUGACAUUUUAAGUAUAACACAACCCGAUGUCAUUUACCAAAUCCAUAAGGAGUACUUGUUGGCUGGAGCAGAUAUCAUUGAAACAAAUACUUUCAGCAGUACUAGCAUUGCCCAAGCUGACUAUGGCCUUGAACACUUGGCCUACCGGAUGAACAAAUGCUCUGCACACGUGGCCAGAAAAGCAGCAGAGGAGGUAACACUCCAGACAGGUAUCAAGAGGUUUGUGGCAGGAGCUUUGGGUCCAACUAAUAAGACCCUGUCCGUGUCUCCAUCUGUGGAAAGACCAGAUUAUAGGAAUAUCACAUUUGAUGAGCUCGUUGAAGCGUACCAAGAGCAGGCUCGAGGACUUCUGGAUGGGGGAGUUGACAUCCUGCUUGUUGAAACGAUUUUUGACACUGCCAAUGCGAAGGCAGCUUUGUUUGCACUCCAGAAUCUUUUUGAAGAGGAUUAUGCUCCCCGGCCUAUUUUUAUCUCAGGGACCAUUGUUGAUAAGAGCGGGCGGACUCUCUCUGGACAGACGGGAGAGGCCUUUGUCAUCAGUGUGUCUCAUGCAGAUCCCCUGUGCAUUGGAUUAAAUUGUGCUCUGGGUGCAACUGAAAUGAGACCUUUCAUUGAGACAAUUGGAAAAUGUACCACAGCCUAUGUCCUCUGUUAUCCUAAUGCAGGCCUUCCCAACACGUUUGGUGACUAUGAUGAAACACCUUCCAUCAUGGCCGCACACCUGAAGGACUUCGCUGUGGAUGGCCUGGUCAACGUGGUCGGGGGGUGCUGCGGGACCACACCAGAUCACAUCAGGGAAAUUGCUGAAGCUGUGAAAAAUUGUAAGCCUCGAGUCCCCCCUGCUGUGGUUUUUGAAGAACAUAUGUUACUGGCUGGUCUAGAACCCUUCAGGAUCGGACCCUACACCAACUUCGUUAACAUUGGUGAGCGCUGUAACGUGGCAGGAUCCAGGAAGUUUGCUAAACUCAUCAUGGCAGGAAACUAUGAAGAAGCCCUGACUGUUGCCAAAGCGCAGGUAGAAAUGGGAGCCCAGGUGCUGGACAUCAACAUGGACGAUGGCAUGCUGGACGGGCCAAGUGCAAUGACCAGAUUUUGCAACUUCAUUGCUUCUGAGCCUGACAUUGCCAAGGUCCCCUUGUGCAUCGACUCGUCCAAUUUUGGGGUGAUUGAAGCGGGACUGAAGUGCUGCCAAGGGAAGUGUAUCGUCAACAGCAUUAGUCUGAAGGAAGGAGAGGAUGACUUCCUGGAGAAGGCCAGGAAGAUCAAGAAGUUCGGAGCUGCUGUGGUGAUCAUGGCUUUUGAUGAACAAGGACAGGCAACAGAAACAGACAUCAAAAUUAACGUGUGUACCCGAGCCUACCAUCUCCUUGUGAAGAAACUGGGCUUUAAUCCAAAUGACAUCAUCUUUGACCCUAACAUCCUGACCAUCGGUACAGGGAUGGAGGAGCACAACCUGUAUGCCAUCAAUUUCAUCCAGGCCACACGGGUCAUCAAAGAAACCUUGCCUGGAGUGAGAAUAAGUGGAGGUCUUUCCAACUUGUCCUUCUCCUUCCGAGGAAUGGAUGCCAUUCGAGAGGCCAUGCACAGCGUCUUUCUUUACCACGCCAUCAAGUGUGGUAUGGAUAUGGGGAUUGUGAACGCCGGCAACCUCCCUGUGUAUGAUGACAUCCACAAGGAGCUGCUCCAGCUCUGUGAAGACCUCAUCUGGAAUAAAGACCCCGAGGCCACCGAGAAGCUCCUACGGUAUGCCCAGACUCAUGGCAAAGGAGGGAAGAAAGUCAUUCAGACGGAUGAGUGGCGGAGCAGCCCUGUGGAAGAGCGCCUGGAGUAUGCACUGGUGAAGGGCAUUGAAAAAUACGUUAUUGAGGAUACCGAGGAGGCCAGACUAAGCCAAGACAAAUAUCCCCGACCUCUGAAUAUAAUCGAAGGACCCCUGAUGAAUGGCAUGAAAGUUGUUGGUGAUCUUUUUGGAGCCGGAAAAAUGUUUCUACCUCAGGUAAUAAAGUCAGCUCGGGUGAUGAAGAAGGCCGUUGGCCACCUUAUCCCCUUCAUGGAAAAAGAACGAGAAGAAAACAGAGCGCUCAAUGGCACUGUGGAAGAAGAAGAGGACCCCUACCAAGGCACCAUCGUGCUGGCCACUGUCAAGGGCGACGUCCAUGACAUUGGCAAGAACAUUGUGGGCGUGGUCCUGGGCUGCAAUAACUUCAGAGUUAUUGAUUUAGGCGUCAUGACUCCCUGCGAUAAGAUCCUGAAAGCUGCCCUUGACCACAAAGCAGAUAUAAUUGGCCUAUCAGGGCUCAUCACUCCUUCCUUGGAUGAAAUGAUUUUUGUUGCCAAGGAAAUGGAAAGAUUAGCUAUCAAGAUUCCGCUGUUGAUUGGAGGCGCCACCACUUCCAGAACCCACACCGCAGUGAAAAUAGCUCCACGGUACAGUGCGCCCGUGAUCCACGUCCUGGAUGCAUCUAAGAGUGUGGUGGUGUGUUCUCAGCUGUUAGAUGAAAACGUGAAGGACGAGUACUUUGAGGAAAUCAUGGAAGAAUAUGAAGAUAUUAGACAGGACCAUUACGAAUCUCUCAAAGAGAGGAAAUUCUUACCAUUAAGUCAAGCCAGGAAAAAUGGCUUCCACAUUGAUUGGCUGUCCGAACCUCACCCAGUGAAGCCCACCUUCCUUGGCACCCGGGUUUUCGCGGACUAUGACCUGCAGAAGCUGGUGGACUACAUUGACUGGAAGCCUUUCUUUGACGUAUGGCAGCUCCGGGGCAAGUACCCCAACCGAGGCUUCCCCAAGAUAUUUCAUGACAAGACCGUGGGUGAAGAGGCCAGAAAGGUGUACGAUGAUGCCCAGGCCAUGUUGGACGUCUUGAUUAGUGAGAGGAAACUCCAGGCCAGGGGUGUGGUUGGCUUCUGGCCAGCGCAGAGUGUCCAGGACGACAUCCACCUGUAUGCAGCAGGGGCAGAGCCCAGAGCCUCAGAGCCCAUAGCCACUUUCUACGGGCUGAGGCAGCAGGCCGAGAAGGACUCUGCCAGCUCGGACCCAUACCUCUGCCUCUCCGACUUUGUUGCGCCCCUGGACUCCGGCGUCACAGACUACCUGGGGCUGUUCGCCGUUGCCUGCUUCGGGGUGGAGGAGCUGAGCAAGGCCUAUGAGGACCAGGGUGACGACUACUGCAGCAUCAUGGUCAAGGCGCUGGGGGACCGGCUGGCUGAGGCCUUCGCCGAGGAGCUGCACGAGCGGGUGCGCCGCGAGCUGUGGGCCUACUGCAGCAGCGAGCAGCUGGGCACCACGGACCUGCGCAGGCUCCGGUACCAGGGCAUCCGGCCGGCGCCUGGCUACCCUAGCCAGCCUGACCACACGGAGAAGCUCACCAUGUGGAACCUCGCAGGGAUCGAGCAGGCCACAGGCAUUAAGUUGACGGAGUCCUUGGCGAUGGCCCCUGCCUCGGCAGUGUCUGGCCUCUACUUCUCCAACCUGAAGUCCAAAUACUUUGCCGUGGGGAAAAUUUCCAAGGAUCAGAUCGCAGAUUAUGCUUCGAGGAAGAACAUGCCUGUGGCAGAGGUGGAGAAAUGGCUUGGCCCCAUUUUGGGAUAUGACACAGACUAAGUUUUUUUCACCUUUUUUACGCUUGCCGACCUCAAGGAGGUCGGAUCCACAGUGCCUUAGAAAGAACAGCAGAUCCUGCCUGGCCUCUCCUGGCCUCACCCUGCCUGUGCUCCUAGAGGGCCUGUGCUGCUAGAGGCUGCAGGGCUGGUGG
Dipodomys ordii (Ord's kangaroo rat) is the source of this 4054-nucleotide messenger RNA. It is a transcript of the gene Mtr, whose product is annotated as 5-methyltetrahydrofolate-homocysteine methyltransferase. The coding region runs from base 112 to 3903 and encodes 1263 amino acids. Gene Ontology annotation, biological process: pteridine-containing compound metabolic process. The transcript has 33 exons. Gene Ontology annotation, molecular function: zinc ion binding; methionine synthase activity; cobalamin binding. The record is from RefSeq and is a predicted model, not a curated record. NCBI's taxonomy places the organism in Eukaryota, Metazoa, Chordata, Mammalia, Rodentia, Heteromyidae.